Meloidogyne enterolobii is the source of this 1338-nucleotide messenger RNA. NCBI's taxonomy places the organism in Eukaryota, Metazoa, Nematoda, Chromadorea, Rhabditida, Meloidogynidae. The record is from the annotation of a GenBank genome assembly.
AUGUAUCGCCGUCCAUCUGAUCAUGUCCCGGCCAAUUUGACAAAUACAACUGCAUUAAGUUCGACUACAACAAUGCUUGGUGGAGCUGUUGCCUCAUCACAGCGCCGAUUUGCUGGACACAAAAUAUCUAAAGUUCGUUUCCUCGCUGAUCAGGCAGAGUUUACUGGUCGUUUGGUUACUGGCUCGUGGUGUUCAAUUGGUCAACAAAACGGAUAUUUAACUCUUUGGAAUGUAAAUAAAAAUGAGGGAAUUAAAAAUGACAAAAGUUUUGCCUGUAAAGAAAGAAUUUCUGUCGGAAAUGGAGUUGACGUUAAUGAUAUUUUGGUUGUAAAUUCACAACAAUUUUUGGCUUCAAUGAGUAAUGGAGAUGUUAGAAUAAUUAAUUGUGCAUCAAAUGAAGGGAAUGGGGAUGAGAAUACUGACAGUGAAAUUGGUGAACAACAAGUAAAUGACCAAAAUAAAGAGGAGUUAAUGACAACUGUGGCUGUUUAUAAAAAUGUUCACAAGCAAGCAUCUUCAAAGACUAUUUGCCUAAUGGAUAACGAUAUAUUUUCUGGCUCAGAAACUGGCCAAAUUGUUCGAAUUCAACCAGCAAGUCGUUCAACUCAUGCAGUCCGUCCUUUUGCUGAUGAUUUAAUGGGUGUCACUCAUUUACGUACAUGUGACAAUUUUUUAAUGCUUAGCGCGCAUUCGACAGGACAGAUUCACUUAUGGGAUGUAAGAAAAAGACCUCAGAGUCCUGACUUUGGUAUAUUUGUAUAUUUUUUUAAACAAAAAAUUUUCUUAAAAGGUAUUGAGCCUUUAAAUUCUCGUCCAGUGACUGGAUUAAACAAUUCUAUUACUGCUAUUGCUACGCAUCCAACUCAGUUACACGUGGUUGGUAUAGGAACUCAUGAUGGUGUUGUCUCUUUUAUUGACCUUCGCCAAAAUAAUGAACCCCUUCCUAUUGCAUUUAGGGUUUCACAAGAACCAGUGACUGAGAUUAAAUUUCAUCCAUUAUAUGCAAAUAAUUGUUUUUCACUUUCUGAGUCUUCUUUAAUUCAUUGGGAUGGAACUGUGCUUUCCCGUGAAAUUAAUAAAACAAUUUAUUCUUCACCAAAUAAUGGAGGGGGUGAUCAAUUGUUGGAUUCUGAAUUAUUGGUAAUGGAAAUGGAUGAAGAAGAUGAAAGGCGAAAUAUUUGGCUUUCUGCCCGUGCAUCAACAAAUAUGCAAUUACGUGUUUUAAUUGAAGGUGAGCCAAAAUUGUUAUCCACUUUUGAUAUUGUUGAGGGUGCUUUAGUAGGCGGUUCUCAUACUGCUGAAUUAAUUCUUUUGAAGGGAAUACAUUUUGUUAAUUAA